Cylicocyclus nassatus is the source of this 1827-nucleotide messenger RNA. The record is from the annotation of a GenBank genome assembly. Lineage: Eukaryota; Metazoa; Nematoda; Chromadorea; Rhabditida; Strongylidae.
AUGCGAUUAUUGUCAGCAAAAGACUUUUACGAAAAUGAGGGUUUGAGUGCUUUACUGUUCAAGUAUGGAAUAAGUAAUAAAGGAGGUUAUCAUCCAGACCUAGAUAUGACUAUUGCUUACCAUGACAUCUGUGCAAAGUCUGAUGACGUAGAAAGUUUAUGUUUCGUCUUCUGCUAUUCCAAGCAAACAGUGGGAAAAAUCAAGGAUGUUUCAAGCAAAUAUGAGCAGGACAACGCUCUUUACAAAUCUGAACCGUCUCCUGAUAGUCGGGAUAUUGACAGUGAAGACGAAACUACUACUACCGAUUCAAAUAAUGGGUCCACUGUGCAAGAUGUUGUCCCACGUCUAAUCAGACUGAACGGAAAAUUACGAUCUGUGUAUCUUCGAGGCGACAUGAUUUUGAGCGCAGCAUUACGUCGAAGCCUGGGUUUGGAAUCCUCUACGGACAGUCAUGUGCGUACGAAGCGCUGGGCAUAUAAAGACAUUUUCUACCCAGAUACGAUUUGGACCGAUGGAGUACCUUAUGCUUUCGACACGGAGCUCUCACCCCUCGCAAUCACCAGCUUGAAAAAUGCAAUCGCAUUUUGGCAAUCGAACACUUGUGUGACUUUUCGGGAACGGGACAAUGAGACUCAGUAUAUCUUGUUCACAGGAGAAAAUGAAGGGUGUUUUUCCUCGGUAGGCAGAGACACUGAGCAACCGGAGCAACCUAACUUGAGAAGAGUGUUGAUAGUCAUAGUUUUUCAGUUCGGCGUAACUACACACGAAAUCGGACACGCGCUUGGUCUCUUCCACCAUCAACAACGGUAUGAUCGCGAUGAUUACAUAGCUUUCAUCCAGGAAAACGUCCCAAGGAAUUAUUUGCGUAAUUUCGUCAAGAUUCCUGAAAGGUUUUUGAGCACCUAUGGGCUUCCUUACGAUGUUGGCAGCAUCAUGCAUUACACCCCAACAGAAUUUGCACCGGAUCCAUAUCUUCCCGGUCUCGUCACUAUAGACCCAAAUAUGCAGGGUACCAUGGGAGCACUCGACGGACCAUCCUUUCUUGAUGUUGAAAUCAUUAAUAGGCACUAUCAGUGUGACCGACUAUGCAAUUCAACCGACUCCAAGCCGACCUGCUUGAAUGGAGGUUAUGUUGACCCUUUGAACUGCACUGUUUGCAAAUGUCCUACUGGAUUUGCGGGAGAUUUUUGUCAGCUGAUCGAACCAUCUGGAACUUUGAAGUGCGGCGGGCUUAUUCCAACUACAUCAAGAUUGACCCGGAUGAAGAUUACUAUAUCUGCUAGUGGUCCAGGGAGGAAGAAAUGUGUUUAUCAUAUUCGGUCUCCUCCUAAUCGUCGUGUUAUGAUCGGUCUGCAAGAAAUCCGAGGAGUUUGCCAAGAGGGAUGCUAUAAUACAGCUGUUGAAAUGAAGAUGAUUGGUGAUUUUCGGCCUGUGGGCUAUAGGUUCUGCUGCGAUUCACAUUCAUUCCGUCGUAUGUUGUCCAGGGGAAGAAAUGUUCCGAUCACAUUCUUUGCACGAAAUUCAACUCUGGAAGUCAUUCUUUACUUUCGAUGGGUUGUGCUAACACCAGAUGCUGAAGAUGCGAGGUACCUCAAUGCAACACAGCUAGCGGAAGUCUAUCAGCAAAGCGACGCAGACAACGGAGUGGAUAUGCAGCUUCUACAAUUACCCUAUGAACCAGCCAUUGGAGGAAAAAUUAUACGCAACACAAGCGAUCCGAGAAUUUUGAAGAAGAAGAAUACGAGAGUAGCCUAUGAUGAUCCAAAAAUUAUCGGCGCAUAUGGAAGCAAUGGCGAAAGCUACGAAGAUUUCUCUAUUUACAGUUGA